ACUCAAAGAAUCUCCAUUCUUUCGACAAAAAAAAAGAAAGUGUCUCCAUUCUCGAACGACGAACAGGGGAAAUAGAGGUCAAUUGUUUGCGCUAAAAUUUCAUCCGGCGGGCAGGGGAAACAGAGGCUAAUAUAUUGCGCUAGAAUUCCGUCCGGUGAAUUCCUUCAAGUGGUUAUAUUUUUGGAGGAAAUUUUAAUUUGUCGUGGGCAUCUGAUUUUGGCGGUCAAUUUCUGGAGUUCAACUGUUGAAGACUACGCCGAAAAAGGUUACCUUGCCUAGUUAUGGUACCUUAUUUAAUCUAUUGAAUUUCUGAUUUUUAUUGAUGAUUUAUUGGUUUGCUUAUUAUUAAUGUGUUUUUAUUGAAGAUGGAUAAAAGUUGGAUGAACAAGUCAAGAAGUACGGAGGAAUAUAUACAGGGGUUAAACAAAUUUUUGGAUUUCGCUUAUGCUUCUCCAUGUUGUCGCGAUGCACAAAUUUUAUGUCCGUGCAAGAAAUGUUGCAAUCGGUCAUGGUUAUCUCGUCCCGAUGUGCACAAUCACUUGGUAUGCUUCAGAUUCUUCCCCAAUUACACAAAUUGGGUUUUACAUGGAGAAAGUUCUUUCCAUGCAUCGCCUUCUACGGGCGCAACAAAUCAAGAUUAUGAGGAUUCUGACAAUGAUCUCGAUGACAUGCUUGGUGAUCUGGAGAACGACAUUCAGUCCGGAAUAGAAGCAGAUGAAACAAACGCGGAGGUUCGUAAAAUUUCGAGGUUGGUAGAAGCACAUCAAACUCCACUAUUUCCUGGUUGUACUAGUCAUACCAAGCUUUCCUUCAUCAUCAGAUUAUUUCACGUGAAGUGUGUUGGGAAAUGGUCCAUCAAAUCGCUUGAUAUGUUGUUAGAGUUAUUGCGAGAAGUACUUUCUACAGGAGAAACUUUACAUAAAUCUCACUAUGAAUUGAAGAAAGUUAGGUCAGAAUUGGGGCUGAGUCAGAAAACUUAUGACGCUUGUUAGAAUGACUGCAUGUUAUUUUGGAAAAAGCAUAUCAAUGCGUCCAAGUGUGUGAUAUGUAAAGCUGAUAGGUGGCAAAAUACAUCGAGUGAUCCAACUGCUUCAACGGAAUCCAAGUCUACCAAAAUCCCUUUGAAGAAGCUCCGCUACUUUCCAAUAGGGCCAAGACUUCAAAGGUUGUUCAUUACGCCAGACACAGCAAAUUUGAUGCGUUGGCAUGCUGAAAGUCGUGUAAAAGACGACAACUUGAGGCACCUGGCAGAUUCUCCAGCAUGGAAAACUUUUGACUUUCAUCAUCCAAAUUUUGCUUCCGAUCCUCGCAACGUUCGAUUGGGUUUAGCAGCUGAUGGUUUCAACCCUUUCAGAUCAAUGAGUACUUCACACAGCACAUGGCCAGUUGUUAUGAUGGCAUAUAAUUUGCCUCCUUGGUUAAACAUGAAGGAGCCAUACAUAUUUUUAACCCUGCUGAUUCCUGGUCCAAAGUCUCCUGGAAAUGACAUCGAUGUGUAUUUGCAGCCGAUGAUUGAGGAUUUACAAGGUUUAUGGAAUGAUGGUGUAGAAACUUAUGACGCAUCUUUUAAGCAAACUUUUAAAAUGAGGGCAGCACUGAUGUGGACAAUAAGUGACUUCCCAGGCUAUGCAAUGUUAUCAGGAUGGGGCACUAAAGGUUCGCUAGCAUGUCCUUCUUGUCAUAAGUAUACACAUUCGCAGUGGUUGUACCAGGGUAAAAAAUAUUGCUACUUAGGCCAUCGCAGAUUUUUGCCUUCUAACCAUGUACUCAGACACCAUAAAAUAUCCUUUGACAAUCAACAAGAGUUCAGACCUGCUCCUAAACCAUUGUCUGGGUCUGAGGUGUUAAAUGAGUUACAGGGCAAGCAGAUCACGUUUGGCAAAGAAUGUCAUAAUGAGACUCUACCUCAUGGUUGGAAGAAAAGAAGUAUAUUCUUUGAGUUGCCAUAUUGGGAGAGUAACCUACUAAGGCACAAUCUUGAUGUGAUGCAUAUUGAGAAGAAUGUAUGUGAUAGCAUUCUCUUUACAUUAUUGAAUGUUGCUGGGAGGUCAAAAGAUGGUGUCAAAGCUCGUCAGGAUAUGCAAUUGCUAAGGAUAUGCAAUUGCUAAGGAUAAGGGAGGGACUACAUCCACAGAGGCAUCCUUCUGGUAAGUUGUUCAUUCGUGAUGCAUCUUUUACGCUCACUUCUAGAAAGAAGCAAACUUUGUGUGGGGUACUGAAGAGUGUCAAAGUACCCGAUGCCUAUGCUGCUAAUAUAGCUAAUUGUGUGAACCUGCAAAAUCGUAAAAUCUCGGGUUUGAAAAGUCAUGAUACUCAUAUUAUAAUGCAACAACUUCUUCCUUUGGCAGAGGCUUGAAGCAAGAUGAAUUGGGAUUCACUCUGGUGAAUUUUAACCGGCGAAUGGAUGACAAAGAACCAUUUAUUAUGGCUUCACAGGCUCAACAAGUGUUUUAUGUUGAUGAUCCCAUUGAGAAAAAUUGGAAAGUGGUUGUCAGAACUACACCAAGAGAUUUAUGCGACAUGAGUAUAGAAGGAGACGAGGAAGAUGUUGAUACUUAUUUACAAAGUGAGGCUGCAAGUGGAGAAUUUUCGGAAGACAUUCCAAAUGAUGGAGAUACUGAUUGGAUUAGUGCAAGCGGCAAGGGAUCUCUUGUAGAUGCUUCGCCUGAAUCAUCUGCUGGAAUCAGAAGAAGGGCAGGUUUUGAAGCACCACAAGUGGAAGAUGAUGAUGAAGUCGGGGAUGAUAAUAUGGAUGUUGAGUACUAGCUCUAAUUAAAUUUGUUUUCUGUU
Messenger RNA from Linum trigynum, 2790 nucleotides. NCBI's taxonomy places the organism in Eukaryota, Viridiplantae, Streptophyta, Magnoliopsida, Malpighiales, Linaceae. The record is from the annotation of a GenBank genome assembly.